AUGACAACUGUUAGGGCUCUAGUUGGGAUAGCAAUAAAGAAAGACUGGGACAUUUUUCAAUUGGAUGUGAAUAAUGCAUUUCUUCAUGGAGAUCUUCAUGAAGAGGUAUACAUGGAAUUACCUCCAGGUCUUGUUGUAGAGAGGUCAGACUUACAUGGAGAUUCAGUAGUGUUUGUGGCUGUCUAUGUAGAUGAUGUCCUGAUAAUAGGGACUGAUUUGCAAGAAAUAGAAGCAUUAAAGAAAACUGGUGGGAAAUUGAAUUACCUGACUAACACAAGACCUGAUAUAUCCUAUAGUGUGCAGCGUUUGAUUCAGUAUAUGCAAAGUCCUAGGGAGCCUCACUUGAAGGUUGCAUAUCAUGUGCUGAGAUAUCUCAAAGGUGAUCCGAAUCUAGGGAUCUUUUUAUCCAACAAUAAAGAUUACAGAGUUCGAGCCUUUUGUGAUUCAGAUUGGGCAGCUUGCCCUAACUCAAGAAAGUCAGUUAGUGGUUAUGUUGAAUUGCUAGGUGAUGGACCUAUCAAUUGGAAAUCAAAGAAGCAACACACUAUCUCAUUGUCCUCAACAGAAGCAGAAUAUAGAGCUGCCAGACAGGUUGUGGGAGAAUUAGUAUGGUUACUGAGGUUACUAGCAGAAUUGACAGCCCCCUUGACAUUUCCUGUGACAGUCAAGCAGCACUGCAUAUAG
This is a messenger RNA of Nicotiana tabacum (common tobacco), 684 nucleotides long. Lineage: Eukaryota; Viridiplantae; Streptophyta; Magnoliopsida; Solanales; Solanaceae. The record is from RefSeq and is a predicted model, not a curated record.